AUGUAAAAAAUAGCUCUCUUAGCUUUGGUUCUUGCUGUGACUGCUGCCAAGUUCUUAGAUACCCAUACCACAUUAGCUUAAAUUAAUGCUGAUCCAUUUGGACACGUUGUCUUGAGUGCCAUAAAGGCUCAUUUAUAAGCCUAAACUCCAGCCAAUGAAGUUAAUAUGUUAUUAAAUGGUGUUGGUGCUGGCCUUGUUUAAGACUAAAAUGAUCAUGACCACGCAUUUGAACUUGACACCACAACUAAUAAUAGAGUAAGAAUUAUAAAAUAUAGUAGAUCGUUGAAGACUUAGAAAAGGAAAUCUUGUAUCAUUAAAACUAAAUUACCUCAAACACUUAAUUGAGAGAUGAUACUAUUGAAGCUCUUGCUGUCUCUGAAGAAGAUAUUAGAGUUACAAUCUAAGAUAUUGCUAACAACGAAGCUACCUAUGCUAGAGAGGAAGCCACUAGAAAUCAAUAACAUGAAACCUUUGUUGCUAAGGUUGCUGCUAUUGAUGAUGUUAUUGAUGCCAUCGAUGAUGCUGCCAAACUUGUCUAACAUUUAAGUCUUGGAGCUUCAUUUGCUUAAUUAAAAAGCAAAUAUGACACACUUCACAAGAAACUCUCUGAUAACACUUCACACACUGCCUUGUUACAAGUAUUAUUUACUAUAUUUAUUAUCUUAUAGCCAGUCAUUACAGCUCUUACUGAAUUAGCUACACAUGGAGUCAAUUAAAAAGCUUUAACCAAAAUUGCUUAACUCUUAAGUGAAAUCAGAUAAUAAUUAGUAUCUGAAAAAGCUGCUAAAACUGUAUUUAUUUAAUCUAAAUAAAUAGGAUGUUGAAGAAAGAUAAGCUGCUCAUUGGGCUGAAUUCAGUGUUCAUUUGAGCAAUGAACAUACAAGAUUGGUUGAAAGAAAAGCUUAAUUGGAAGUCUAAAUCUAAGAAUAAAAAGAUACUAUUGAAGAUGCUUAAUCAUGGAUCGAAUUCCAUACUCUUGAAUUAGAAAAUAGCGAAGAAAGACUUGCUGGAUAAUAAGCAUGGUUUGCAGUCUAAUCAGAAAUCUAUGAAACUUAAACUGCUGAAAGGUAUCCUUACAAUAAUUAUCAUUUAGAGCUGCUUAAUAAGAAAUUGUUGACAGACUCUAAGAGCACAUCAGUGAAAAAUUAUCCACCACUGCUCAAUUCAUCGCCAGCAGAAAUUGAUCCGAUUAUCAUAACAUCAAUAAAAAUAGGAUAACAUCCCUUUUU
Paramecium sonneborni is the source of this 1229-nucleotide messenger RNA. The record is from the annotation of a GenBank genome assembly. Lineage: Eukaryota; Ciliophora; Oligohymenophorea; Peniculida; Parameciidae.